UUGGACAUCAGUAAAUGCAGCCAUUUUUUAUGUGACAUUACUCAGAAGGGAUAUGAAAAGAAAAAGAAUCGUUUGUUGGAACCUUACAGAAAACAAUCUGAAUCAGCAUCAUCAGCAGGCCCCAGCGCCCCAAGUCCUUCGACUGCCGCUCAGCGGAGAGCUCAUCGAAGGCUCACCCGAGAGGACAACCGAUAUCAUUCAGAAAUCCGUACGGAGGCUGUGAUGCAAGCUUUAGCUAUGCAAAAUAAGAAAGUGCCUGUGAUGCCCCUUCCAUCCAAGCGCACAUCUGUCAACUACCAUGGCCAGCAACAACAACAACAACGCAGAGAGAUGCAUGUUGAUUCAUCUUCUGAUGAUGAUGACAGUGUGUUUGAUGAAGAGAAUUCCCGUAAUGAAUUUGGUCGCAGUGGCCGAGGACGAGAGAGUGAAACCAGUUCUUCUUCACACACUGAUGCUGGGGCCUCCCCUAUCAACAAGGCAACUGAUCGACCCUACAGUGUUGCAUAUGCUAACAUCAGCAUUCCUGGCAAUACAGCUCGACAUGCUCUCGCUGAUGUUAUGCAGAAUACCCGGCAUUCCCAGCAUUACUCUCAGCCCCCAGAUGUGACUAGUAAUGCCUCCAAGAGCAUGCGUGGUGCUGACAGAGUCAACCGUUUUGGUCAGACACAUGCCUCUUCAAUUCGUGUUGGUGUCUCCACUAAUCUUUCCACUUUUGAAGAAGAAUCAGAUUCAAGACAUGGCAAAGUAUCUGCUAAAAUCCAACAGCUUUUAAACACGCUCAAGCGCCCCAAAAGAAAACCGUUGCGUGAAUUUUUUGUUGAUGAAGAUGAAGCUUUGGAAACUCCUCCACUUGAUCCAAAUGCACCCAAACCUGAGGGAGCUGAACUGACCCCAGUGGCUGGAGAACAACUUUGUAUCCCUUCGGGACUUCCCAAGAGCCUCCAAGAUGCUGUACAACGAUAUGGUUCCUCUACAUACAAAGCAAAUGCUAUUACUGUUCUGGACCAGAAUGGAAAACCCACUUUUAAUCUAACUUAUGGAAAACUUUACAGUAGAACAUAUAAAAUAGCUUAUAACUUACUAAACAAAGUGGGACAAAAAGGAGGGGAAAUCGGAAUCAAGCCUGGUGACAGGGUUGCUCUUGUCUAUCCAAACAAUGACCCAAUAUCAUUCAGCUGUGCUUUUUAUGGCUGUCUUAUUGCUGGCGUUGUUCCUGUACCUGUCGAAGUUCCUCUUACUAAAAGGUUCGAAGAGAAGGUGUAUAAUGACCCUGCUAAAGGCAAAGUGCAGACGGAAGGUGCAACCAGCCGUGGUGGGAUGGAUGCUGGUGGCCAAGGGAUUGGAUUUUUGCUGGGAAAUCUCAACGUUAAUUGGGCUCUCACUUCUGAGGCCUGUAACAAAGCCUUACCAAAAACAGCAAAUGGUGAGGUGAUCACAUUUAAAGGUUGGCCCAAACUAAAUUGGUUCGUUACUGAAAAUAUGGGCAAACCACCUAAAGACUGGGUACCUCCUCCAAAAGGUGCCGACGAUGUCCCUGCUUAUGUCGAGUAUACAACCAGCAAAGAUGGUAGCACUGUUGGUGUUACUGUUGCUCGAGGUACAAUGUUAUGCCACUGCCGUACGCUCACUGUAGCUUGUAAUUACACAGAAGGGGAAGUGAUGGUGUGUGUUCUUGAUUUCAAACGAGAUGUUGGAUUAUGGCAUGGCAUCCUAUGUAGUGUUUUUAAUGGGAUGCAUGUGAUUUUUAUUCCGUAUUCUUUGAUGAAAGUUGACCCUGCUUCCUGGAUGAAAAUGGUUACUAAAUACAAAGCUGCCGUAGCUGUUGUGAAAUCCCGUGAUAUGCAUUGGGGUUUAUUGGCUCAAAAAGACCACAAAGAUGUCAACUUUAAUUCUCUGCGUAUGUUGCUGGUCGCUGAUGGUGCCAAUCCAUGGUCUCUUACUUCCUGUGAUUCUUUCCUGAGUGUGUUCCAGUCCAAAGGUUUGAAGUCUGAGAGUAUUUGUCCCUGUGCUGGAUCUUGUGAAGCUCUUACUGUAUCGGUUCGAAGGCCUGGUAAGACUGGGAGCACUACUUCAGGCCGUGGUAUCCUGUCAAUGCAGGGACUCAGCUAUGGUGUCGUCAGAGUAGACAGUGAAAAUAGCCUGACAUCACUAACAUUACAAGACUGCGGCCAGGUGAUGCCAGGCGCUGUGAUGGUAGUAAUUCAGACUGAGGGUCUUCCCUACCUAUGUAAGACUGAUGAGGUUGGGGAGCUGUGUGUAUAUGCUGGGUACACUGGAGGCAGCUACUGGGGACUGCAGGGACUCAGCAGCAAUACAUUCCAGGUUCAGCCUCUGCGAAGUGAUGGCCGGCCAAUUGGAGAUAAAUUAUUUGUUCGAACAGGUCUACUUGGAUUUUUAGGCCCAGGAGGCUUAGUGUUUGUUUGUGGCAGUAAGGAAGGUUUGAUGACAGUGUCUGGAAGAAGACAUAAUACUGACGACAUCAUUGCCACAGUUUUAGCUGUGGAACCAAUGAAAUUUAUAUACAGAGGGAGAAUCGCUGUUUUUUCAAUUAAUGUGUUGAAAGAUGAAAGAAUUGUGAUUAUUGCUGAACAAAGACCUGAUUGUUCAGAAGAGGAGAGUUUCCAGUGGAUGAGCCGGGUGCUACAGGCCGUAGAUAGCAUCCACCAAGUUGGGGUGUAUUGUUUAGCUCUAGUCCCACCAAAUUAUUUGCCAAAGACCCCUCUUGGUGGCAUCCAUCUGUAUGAGACAAAGGCCAAGUUCCUGGAUGGAUGCUUGCAUCCUGCCAAUGUCCUCAUGUGUCCACACACGUGUGUGACUAACCUGCCAAAACCACGGGAACACCAUCCUGAUGUUACCCCGUCAGCUGUACAUGUUGGUAACAUUGUGCAAGGAAUGAGACUAGCCUGGGCACAAGGCCGUGAACUCAUCAAUUGUGAUGAUGAUGGUGACCAAGGAAAAAAACAUCAAUUUUUGACAGAAAUUCUUCGAUGGCGUUCACAAACUACACCUGACCAUGUUGUCUUCACCUUGCUUAAUUCAAAGGUGCAACCAGCAUUAGUGAUGACAUGUUCUCAAUUACACAAGAAAGCUGAGCGCAUUGGCUGUUUACUCAUGGAAAAAGGCCGACUUAACACAGGCGACCAUGUUGCACUUAUCUAUCCACCUGGAUUGGACUUGGUUUGUGCAUUUUAUGGUUGCCUUUAUAUUGGCUGUGUACCUGUCACAAUUAGACCUCCUCAUCCUCAGAAUGUGGCCACAACACUCCCUACUGUUCGAAUGAUUGUUGAAGUAAGCAAAUCUGUAGCCAUCCUCACCAAUAAUCCAAUAAUCAAACUGCUGAAAAGUAAGGAAGGAGGUGCUGUUGUAGAUCCUAAGACUUGGCCGCAGCUGUUAGACACAGAUGACUUAGGCAAAAAGAAGUUAGCAGCAGUUUAUCGAGCCCCAACCCCAGAGAUGAUCUGCUAUCUUGAUUUUAGUGUAUCAACAACAGGAAUGCUUGCCGGUGUCAAGAUGUCUCAUGCUGCUGCCACUGCUCUAUGUCGAUCUCAAAAGCUCCAAUGCGAGCUAUAUCCCUCCAGAGAUGUAGCCCUCUGCCUUGACCCUUACUGUGGAUUAGGCUUUGUGCUAUGGUGUUUAAGUAGCAUCUAUUCAGGCCACCACUCUAUCUUGAUUCCCCCUUCAGAAGUUGAAGCAAACCCUGCAGUGUGGCUGACUGCUGUCCAUAAUUAUAAAACUCGCGAUACAUUCUGUUCCUAUGGAGUGAUGGAGCUUUGUACAAAAGGUUUGGGAACAUCUACCUCUGCUCUCAAAGCCCGUGGCAUUAAUUUGUCUUGUGUCAGAACAUGCUGUGUGAUUGCCGAAGAGAGACCCAGAAUUCAGCUGACAACAUCUUUCACCAAACUUUUUGCCAAUCUGGGUCUGGCCCCACGAGCUGUCAGCACAAGUUUCGGCUGCAGAGUGUGCAUUGGAGUUGGUUUACAGGGAGCUUCCAGUCCAGAACCUUCAACUGUGUAUGUAGAUUUACGUGCACUUAGAAAUGAUAGAGUGACUCUGGUGGAGAAAGGAAGCCCUCACAGUUUGUGUUUACGGGAAUCUGGGAAGCUCCUUCCAGGCGUUAAGGUUGUGAUUGCCAACCCUGAAACCAAAGGGCAAUGUGCUGAUUCCCAUCUUGGUGAGAUCUGGGUGAGCAGCCCUCACAAUGCCACUGGUUAUUAUAGCAUCUAUGGUGACGAUUCUCUGCACACUGAUCAUUUUGACUCAAAAUUGGCCACUGGAGAUAUUCACACUACCUAUGCCAGAACAGGCUUCCUUGGCUUUAUUCGUCGUACAGAAUUGACUCAGUCUGAUGGAGUUUUUAAUGAGCAGAACCCUGGCCAACCACAGACUCUUCCGUCACCAUCAGAGAGACACGAUGCCAUAUUUGUGGUUGGCAGUCUGGAUGAGACCAUAAUGUUGCGUGGUAUGAGAUACCAUCCGAUUGAUGUAGAAAACAGCGUCCUGCGAUGUCAUCGCAAAAUCUGUGAAUGUGCUGUAUUCACGUGGACCAAUUUACUGGUUGUCGUUGUUGAACUGGAUGGCAAUGAAAACGAGGCUCUUGACUUAGUUCCAUUGGUCACUAAUGUUGUCCUGGAGGAACACUACCUAAUUGUUGGCGUUGUUGUCGUGGUCGACCCAGGAGUUAUUCCUAUCAACUCUCGUGACUGCUCUAUUCGCACUGGCCGGCCGAGCUCCCCACAAUCACUGCUCUUUUUAGGUGAUAACAGCCCCCCCCUACUUUUUUUCCUCUUUGUCUCUCUCUCUCAUAAAAUGCUCUCUCUUUUCAUGGCUUGUCCAUUGUUCCUUGGGCUGGUGGGACUUAAUGCACCAAAAGAAGAAACUUAA
This is a messenger RNA of Acanthosepion pharaonis, 4881 nucleotides long. The record is from the annotation of a GenBank genome assembly. Lineage: Eukaryota; Metazoa; Mollusca; Cephalopoda; Sepiida; Sepiidae.